AUGAAUAUUCUGACAAAAAUACGAUUCUCGCAAUGUUCAAAAGAUUGCUAUGAGGAAGUUGGGCUAAGUCCGAAUUAUGUGGAGAUUGUGGAAAUCCAUGAUGGACGAGAAGAUCGAAAUCGAGAAAUCAUAUUAUUUGUUGUGACGAAAGAUGAGGAAUGGGAAAUACAAUUUUAUAAACCACCUUCUGGAAAUUGUCGAGUUCAAAUGUUUAUGAAUGAAAGUGUUUGCACUUGGGUAAAGCAAUUGGGAAGAAAGAAUAUUAUUAAAGUUGUUUUGAAAUAUUUUAAUGAUAUUUUGAAGAAUAAAACAAAUAGUGUGACGAGUAUUGGAAUUUUCAUUGUAAGUUGACAACUUUUUCUUGAAAAAAAUUCAAAAUUUGGGCAUAGCUUCCGCAUUUCCGCUGAAAUUCCAAUAAAAAAUCUGAAAAAUGCUGGAGCUUCUCCAGUUUUUAGAUUUUUAUUAGAUAUUUCAGAAUAGGAAAGGAUUUCGAGCGGAGCGAGUGUAGACCGCAAGCUUCCGCGCAGCGGCUACGCGGAUUACUAUUACGUUUACCAUAUCAUAGUAACCAACUUGGCCGCUAAAGCGGAAGACAGUGCCGCUGACGCGGAAUAUACCGGUUUACACUCGCUUCGCUCGAAAAAUUCAAAAUUUGGGCAUAGCUUCCGCAUCUCCGCUGAAAUUCAAAUGAAAAUCUGAAAAAUGCUGGAAUUUCAGCACAAAUUAAGGGACGAUUCAGAAACUAGUUUAUAGUUACUGAAUCGUCCCAUAAUUUGUGCUGGAAAUUCCAGUUUUCAGAUUUUUAUCAGAUAUUUCAGAAAAGUACAUAGAAGUGGAUUUUCGAGCGGAGCGAGUGUAGACCGCAAGCUUCCGCGAAGCGGCACUGUCUUCCGCUUUAGCGGCCACGCGGAUUAAUAUGACGUUUACCAUAUCAUAGUAAACCACAUGGCCGCUAAAGCGGAAGACAGUGCCGCUGACGCGGAAGCUUCCGGUUUACACUCAUAGGUUUACACGAAUAGGACUUGGAAGGGGUUUUUCGAGCGGAGCGAGUGUAGACCGCAAGCUUCCGCGCAGCGGCCACGCGGAUUUCUAUGACGUUUACCAUAUCAUACUAAACCACAUGGCCGCUAAAGCAGAAGAUAACGGUCUACAAUUUCCCAUUUUUCAGGACGAUUUUCCCUAUCACCGCUCAAAUAUCAGAAACUUGAAUGCUAAAACAAUGGAAGAAAUCGAUCUUUCAAUGAACUACCAUGGAAUCACUCCAAAUCUUGGUGAAUUUGUCGACUUAGCCCAACUUUUUCGUGUGCAAAAACGUGUCGGAAUCGCAAAUCUACCAUUAAAUGAUUUAUUCAAAAUCAAAGCAAAACGUACAGUAUUGAAGAAACCACAUUUUUCAUUAGAUGAGUUUGACAACUUUUUAAGAAGAGCUUUAAUCGAAGAAGCUCUUGAUGAAAAUGUUGAAAGGAUCCAAUGGAAUGUGAUGGACUUUGAGAUUUAUAGAAAGAAUGUGAAAAAUAUUCGAAAAAUGAUUGCAAAAUAUAUGGAACUUGAAGAAAUCAAAUAUAAGGAACCCGGAGUAUUGAAACAUGUUGUUUAUGAGCGAGAAUCAGAGAAAUGGGAAAAUCGAAAGUAUCACUUGGCUAUGAACAAAUACUAUAUCGUAUUUGUACUCGAAUAA
Molecule: messenger RNA, 1678 nt
Organism: Caenorhabditis angaria
Lineage: Eukaryota; Metazoa; Nematoda; Chromadorea; Rhabditida; Rhabditidae
Source: the annotation of a GenBank genome assembly